This is a messenger RNA of Entrophospora sp. SA101, 1449 nucleotides long. NCBI's taxonomy places the organism in Eukaryota, Fungi, Glomeromycota, Glomeromycetes, Entrophosporales, Entrophosporaceae. The record is from the annotation of a GenBank genome assembly.
AUGUCUUUGCCUGAAACAUUUAUUGAUCCAAAACUUCAUAUAUUAUUUAACAGAGCUCUCUUAAAACAACGUGAUAAUCAUCGAGCUUUUAGACAUAUUAUUCAAAGACGUUACAAUUUUAUGUAUAGUUUAGAAUGGAACCUUCAUCUAAAAAAAACAUAUGAAAAAUUAUUGGAUGAAUAUAUAGAUCAAGUUGAAAAAUGGGAAGAAACUUCUUUACUCAAUCCUCAAACAUUAGGCCAAUGGUCUAAAUAUCGAAAGGAAUAUAAAUCAAGAAUUUUAAGGCACGAUGGUGAUGGUUCCAAAUCAUUAUCAUUAUCAUUAUUAGAUAAAAAUCAAAUUUUAUUAAAUAAUGCAUAUGAAGAUUUCAAAAGUUGUCUUUCUUAUAAAAUUGACAAAUUUCCUGAUCCAUCAUCAUCAGCAUAUCCACCUACGACAAUAAAUCAUUUUGUUUACUUAAUGUGUCAACGAUUAAGUGAUGUUUCUCAUCAUUUAACUGAAAGUUAUGGUAAAGAUUUAAUUAAAAAAGAAGAGUUGGAUUUGUUAAAAUGGAUGAGUAAAUAUUCGCAUCAAUUUGAUAUGAUUGCAAUAUGUUGUGCACCAUAUGAUUUAAAGCGGUUUUUAAUGGGAUCAGCUUGGCACUUUGAAUCAGGAACAUUAUUAAACAAAUGGCUAAAAUAUUUAUUCCCAAACUUACAAAAUCGUCCUCCUAACAACAACUACAUAAAUGAAUUAUUAUCACUAAACACAAAAAAUGAACAAGAUAUUGAUAAUAUUGAAGAAUUGAAAAGUCAAAAACAACAAAAAGAUUUAGAUGAUUUAACUAAUUUAUUUCUUAAUUUAAUUAUUACUAAUACACCAAAACAUAAACAAUAUGAAGAUAAUCAAGUAGAAGAAGAAUUAUUAGAUAAAAAAAAUUAUAUUAAAGAUGGUGGUAGUGGUGGUAACAGUAAAAAGAAUAAAAAUAGCGGUUGGUGUCCUACAGAAAAUCAUUAUAAAUUUUGGAGAACUUUAUUAUCUUUACAUGGUAGAGACGACCCAGAUAAACGAGUGUAUACAAAUGACCUAAUGUCUAAUGAUGAUUUUAAAAAAUGUCUUGGAGAAAUACGUGGUAUUAUUGAUUUUAAGGAAUAUGAUUAUAAUGGACAACAAUUAAAAAACAUUUUGAAUAUACAAAAAGAUUUGUUUCAAUUAAUGGCCAAUAUCUUUGAGAAAUUGUAUGAAAAUAAAAUUGUUAAAAGUGAUUUCGAAGUAAAACAUUGCACUGCAAUUAGAAAUAAUGGCGAAGAAGACUUUUAUCAUGUUAACAAUGAUGAUGUAAGCAGCAACAAUGAUAAACAAAAAGAAAAAUUUAAUAUUUCUAGUAAUAAAUUCAGUAAAAAUAUUAAAAAAAGAUUCUUGAUUCUUGAUGACACGAUUAAUAAACCAGGAUAUAAAAUUUAUCUCUGA